AUGUUUUCGGCUUGGGAUUACUCAACAAUAAGAUUUCCUUGGCUUUCAUGUAUUUUAUGUGAAAAAGUGUUUCAACUCUUACCUCCAUACAAAUCAACUGAAUCUCAACGGUACGCACACACUUCAGCUAAUCAUACUGAACACCAGACAUGUUGUUGUUCUAUUACAAAAUAUGGUGUAGCACAGUGGUUAUUGCUGCCCAACAAUAAUAGAUGGUCAUCGGUUUGGUCUUUCGUUUCGGCAAGUCAAGCCUACUUUACUUACGGUGUCGAUGAAAUGGUACUAAACCUGUCCAGGAGGGUUAAAACACUGAUUAGUAUAUCGAUAGGAAAAUACAAGUCAUUCGGCUGGCUAGAUAUGUAUUCAGUCAUCUCUACGAUGUUAAGAAUCGAGUCUAGUGCAUGA
Angiostrongylus costaricensis is the source of this 405-nucleotide messenger RNA. NCBI's taxonomy places the organism in Eukaryota, Metazoa, Nematoda, Chromadorea, Rhabditida, Metastrongylidae. The record is from the annotation of a GenBank genome assembly.